AUGCUCAGCAAGACAAUUGUCGCAGUCCUCUUGGGAUUCGCUUCCUUGACUACUGCUGCGAAAAAGUGCCCCGUCGCCGACGUUUCCGCGAUCGCUCACACCGGCACUCCGGUCGGCGAAGAGAUCUCCUACAACGGACUCACUCAAUACGUCUCGAAGCCUAAGGGGUGGAGUGCACGCGGUAACAAGACAGUCGGUGUGCUGUAUCUGACUGAUGUCUUUGGCAUUCAGUUGGCCGAGAACAAGCUCUUCGCCCGCGCUGGUUACGUUUCCGUCGCCCCGGAUCUGUUCAACGGUAGCCCGGCGCCAAACGACAUCAACCUUCCUGGCUUCAACACAACCCAAUUCCUCGCGCAGCAUGGCCCGAACGUAACCGAUCCUAUUGUUGCCAACUCUAUUAAAUACCUUCGCGAGAAGCUCGGAGUUGACAAGAUUGCCGUUACGGGAUAUUGCUUCGGCGGUCGCUACUCGUUCCGUGUCCUUGCUGAUGGCAAGGGUGCCGAUAUCGGAUUUGCCGCGCACCCAAGUUUGCUCACUGAUGACGAGAUCAACGCCAUUACUGGCCCCGCUAGUGUUGCCGCUGCCGAGACGGACAGUCUCAUGCCUGCUACUCGUCGCGCAGAAAUCGAGGCGCUCCUCGGCCAGACCGGACAGCCGUUCUCCAUUGCGCUGUAUGGAGGCACUUCCCACGGUUUUGCCGUUCGCGCGAACAUCUCGGACCCCAGACAGAAGUUCGGCAAGGAGGAGGCCUUCUUCCAAGCAGUUCGCUUCUUCGACACCUGGGCUUGA
Molecule: messenger RNA, 789 nt
Organism: Colletotrichum spaethianum
Lineage: Eukaryota; Fungi; Ascomycota; Sordariomycetes; Glomerellales; Glomerellaceae
Product: hydrolase tropI
Exons: 4
Coding region: 1-789 (262 amino acids)
Molecular function (GO): hydrolase activity
Source: RefSeq, a predicted model, not a curated record